This is a messenger RNA of Leguminivora glycinivorella, 399 nucleotides long. RefSeq lists its product as uncharacterized. The record is from RefSeq and is a predicted model, not a curated record. NCBI's taxonomy places the organism in Eukaryota, Metazoa, Arthropoda, Insecta, Lepidoptera, Tortricidae. Bases 1 to 399 code for a protein of 132 amino acids. The transcript has a single exon.
AUGAAACUGCUAUCAGAAAGUAUGCAGAUUCUAUCGGGACAUGGCUGCUUUGGGAGAUAUCUGCACAAGAUUGCUGGCAGAGAGCCAACAGAGGAAUGCCAUGAAUGCGGUGCAGCGGUUGAUACUGCCCAACACACACUAGAAGACUGUCCAGUGUGGGGCCCAGAGCGUGCUGACCUAAUUGCUAUAGUGGGGCCAGACCUGUCGCUGCCAGCGGUGGUUAAGUCCAUGGUUGACAGUGAAAGAUCUUGGCAAGCGAUGCAAAUCUUCUGCGAAGAGGUCAUGCAGCAGAAGGAAAUGGCGGAACGCGCUAGGGAGAUCGCCCCAAUGGCCGAUCAACGGCGCCGCAAGCGUGCUCGACGCAGACGGGUCGCACACGACCGCCGCCUGCCUCCGUAG